Messenger RNA from Blumeria graminis f. sp. triticale, 420 nucleotides. The record is from the annotation of a GenBank genome assembly. NCBI's taxonomy places the organism in Eukaryota, Fungi, Ascomycota, Leotiomycetes, Helotiales, Erysiphaceae.
AUGAAAUUCUUCUGUCUAGCUUUCAUAUUCACGUUCUUCGGCUUAUUAGCUUCGGUACAUGCAUCGAUAUAUUAUCAAUGCCCAAGUAGACGCUUAAUCUUGUUUAUUGAUAUCAUGACAAGAGCACAAGAAAUAUAUCGAAAGGUGAAGGACAUAGACACCAAUACACAACCCGGCCGAAACACUGUAGAUGGCAUCACUAUUUCUGGUAGUGUGGGAAGCGGAGACUUGUCUUACACUAGCCCGUUUGUUCCUUCCUUUCAAACCUCAAACACAUACAGUAUUUAUAUAAAUGGAAUCACGACAGACAUGUACUUAAGAGAGACUACAGGAAGUUCAACUCAAGAUUGUACUAUGGGAUCACCUGAAAGCCCCCCACCAUCGAACAGAGUAUCUGAUUGGACAUCACUUGGUGGUUAG